CAGGACUGGGCCGACUCCAGCUCGGAUUCCCUGAUUGAGGCUUCCGGACCUGGCCAGUCCUGACACGACCACAUGGCAACAGAUUGUUCUGGUCGGUCCUCUGACACCCUCCAUGCUCCUGAUGGUCCGCUCGGCAGGGAACAGAGACGCUAAGUGAAGCCCUCAAGGUCACCAGGAGGUCCCUGAAUUCUAAACCCAGUCUCCUCAGUCAGACACAAUCCUGCCUCCAGUCACCACCACCUCUAGCCUUCAUUUCUCCCAGGUGGGGACUUGCGGCCCAAAAACUGCCCUCUGCCUCGUGCGUUUGUGGUACAGACGGACACAGAGCUGGCGUGCACCGGGUGCCCAGUGAGUGCAAUUGUCUCCCUCAGAUCCAUGUGGGAGAAGGGCCAGGACUUGACAUGGGGUGUCCCAGGGAGCCCCACUCCCCUCUCACAGGAUCUUCCUGGCCAGCAUCCAACCCAGAAAGCCCAAGGCCAGAAUUUGCCAAAAGCAACUCACCGUUUUUUCCCAGAAAAAGGAAACGGAAACCUAAACCGAAAGCCUGACUGCCCUCUGCCUGCAUGGGCUCCAUUCAAGUGUCUCCAAGUCAGAGGAAACUCCUGGAGCUUCUCAUUGGUCGGCACCGCUCUUAUGCUAAUCAGGGGGCGGGCCUCGCCUAUAAAGGUCCCAGCGGUGCAGGAUGGCACUACUUCUGUUCCCUGCAGACCAGUGCCCACCGACACCGGGGAGGACAUGAGCGAGUCCUUGAUGCCCAACAAGGAAAAGGACAUGAGCGAGUCCGUGAUGGCCACAGACAAGGGAAAGGACGCGAGUGAGUCAGCACCGUGUGGCCGCAAGCUGUGGCUGGGGCUCCCGCUGCUCCUGGUGGCGGCGGGGCUGCUUGCGCCCCUGAUCUACUUCGCUGUCAGGGCCAACAGCGAGGCCUGCCUGGAUGGCCUCCGAGCACAGACGGAGUGUCAGGGGCUCAACCAACACCUGCAGCGCCAGCUACACCAGGCCCAGGAAGUCUUACACCAGAAGGAAGCCGAAGCUGCCACCUGCAACCAGACUGUGGUGACCCUGAGGGGCUCUCUGAAGAAGGAGCAGGCACGAGUGGAGGAGCUUCAGGGAGAGUUGGCGACUUUGAACCAACAGCUGCAGGACGCCUGGGAGAGACUAAGGUGCGAGACCACGCCCCGGCCACGCCCCUUUCACUCCACCCCCAGACUCCCGAGUCCCUUCUGCUCAGAAAAACUCCCGAUGCUCAGGGGACUAAGUUUAAGUCCAGCCUCGUCCCAUCUGUCACACAUCCCUGGGGUGGCCGCUGCUCACUCUCCUGCCCAGAGACUUGGUGGGAGAGGAGUGCAGAUUCUUAAGGGCAAAGCGCAGAUCCCCUGGAGCCCAGGGGCCGCAGCCGGAGUUCCCCAUCUCUAUUCCAGAAGACAGAGUGAGUCCUCAGCAGAGGAAAACGGAUCCAGCUCCUACUUCCUGUUGUUCCUCCUGUUGCCUGUGGCUCUGUUCAGGAUCUGCAAGUGUCUGAAGAAAUGAGAUGCCAGAAAGCCGGGCCACAAGCAGGACUGGCUGCCUCUGACUCCCUAUUCUGCUCUCCUUAGGCCACAAGCAGGACUGGGCUGACUCCAGCUCGGAUUCCCGGGUUGAGGCUUCCGGACCUGGCCAGUCCUGACACGACCACAUGGCAACAGAUUGUAAGGACAAUGGAGUAGCCUAAGGGGCCCAAGCCAGGGCAGUCCUGAAAGGAUGCAUUGAGUGGGAGAGGAGCAGAGCUGGCCCAAGGCUGCCCACAGCUAGGGAUGGCACGCGAGUUGGGCUGCAGCACCUCCAUCUUGCUGACAUUGCUCUUAGGAAGUCACUUUCCUCUUGGGUCUUUGGACUUGAAAUGUAAACCUCCGUUUUGGGGGAAAACUGGACUCUCAAGUGUUGGAGCGUUACUGUGUGACCUCCCAAAGCAUCUGAGGCCUGCCCUGCAGACAAAGGUGGACAUCUAUUGACAUCCACAGCCAGCCUUUCCUGCUCUAGAAUGUUCCUCAAGAUCUCUGGGGUUCCAGCAGUCACCACCCACUGCAUCCCCAGCCCUCUUCUCUGCGGACAGCAUCUGAAGGACCCUCGUCAGUGCUUCCUACCUGCAGUUUUCUUCCCUCAUCUCCUGGCUUCUCUCAUCUCAUUCCCGUUUCAUCUUCUGAUGACAGUGGUUCCAUGAGGAAACCGAGGCUGUGACAAGGGCCACUUGGUCCUGGCUCCCAACCCCUCCGGCAGGAAGGGCAGGGCUGGGCCUCAAAUGUGGGUGUGCAGACUCGGGACAGAUCUGUGUCUCCUUGUCCUGCCACCUCCGUCCCCCAAGCUCCUAUUCAUCCAGCAGUACCCAGCUCUGGGAGCCCCUCGCCCAAGGGUUUCUCUGCUUCUCAAAAUGAAAUCCUCCAGGAGUUCUCAGAUAACUUAGUGGUUCGGAUUCCAGGCUCCCGUGGCCUGGGUUCAAUCCCUGGUCUAGGAACUAGUAUCCCAUAAGCUGGGGGACAUGACCAAUAAAAAGGAAAGAAAGCUCUCCCUGAGUGUACCCCCUGCUCCUAAAAUAGUGGAUGAUGGUGGCCUUCGUUAACAGAGCCCCUUAUAAGCAUAUGUUCUCUACUUGACUGCACAGAAUGUCCCAGAAUGCUUUAGUGGAAAGAAGCUUGUCAAAAAUGACAAAAAGCCAAAGUUGGAACAGUUUGAGUGACAAAAUUAAUAUCAUCACAUGUAAAAUAAAUAUCCAUGAGUUCACAGGAAUAUAAAUACAUGACUGGUUAAAGCAAUAAAUGAAAGAGAGGAGAAAAAUCUCCCAGGCGAAAGAAUAUCAAAUAACAUACACAAAUAUCUCGCCCUCAAGAAGAUGACAUGUGGCUUCCCAUGGCAUUGGUGGGCUAUAAAUCGUCACCUCUUUGCAGAAGGCACAGGUGGAAGGGAGGAAGGAGGUCGCUUUAUGGUGGAGACACCCAACGGACACCACCUCAGCCAGGGGGCCAUGAUCAACAUCACAGGCUAAGGCCGGGGAUAGUACGUGCCAUGGACACACGUGUGUGAUGAGAAAGGCAAUUUCCCUCUCCGGUCCUUCUCACCAAAGCCCAGUCCAACCAUGAGAAAAACACCAGACAAAUCCCAACCGAGGACCACCCUACAGAACACCUGACUCUAAACUCUCAAGGUCGUCAAGACCAAGGAACCCCGAGAAUCUGCCUGACCAAAGGGAGCCUAAAGGCAUCAGGACUAAGGGUCCCGUGAGGAUCCGGGGGCAGAGAGGGGACAUUAGGGGAAAACUGAGGAGAUCGGAAUAAUGCAUGGACUUCAGUUAAUACUGUUAUCAAUCAGUAUUGGUUCAUACAUUGCAACACAGGUACCUUAGAGAUGAAUGACCAAAGUAGGGGAAAUGGGGUGUGGGGUUGAUGGAAAGUUUCUGGACUAUUUUUGCUGAAUUGGUGCAAACCAAAUAAAAUGAGUCUUUAAAAAAUAACAAA
Messenger RNA from Dama dama (fallow deer), 3488 nucleotides. RefSeq lists its product as uncharacterized. The transcript has 5 exons. Lineage: Eukaryota; Metazoa; Chordata; Mammalia; Artiodactyla; Cervidae. The record is from RefSeq and is a predicted model, not a curated record. Gene Ontology annotation, molecular function: metalloendopeptidase inhibitor activity. Gene Ontology annotation, biological process: defense response to virus; innate immune response. Gene Ontology annotation, cellular component: Golgi apparatus; cell surface. Bases 376 to 1530 code for a protein of 384 amino acids.